This is a messenger RNA of Nicotiana attenuata, 2018 nucleotides long. Its product is annotated as ribose-phosphate pyrophosphokinase 1-like. The record is from RefSeq and is a predicted model, not a curated record. The transcript is spliced from 8 exons. Gene Ontology annotation, biological process: 5-phosphoribose 1-diphosphate biosynthetic process; ribonucleoside monophosphate biosynthetic process; purine nucleotide biosynthetic process. Bases 81 to 1280 code for a protein of 399 amino acids. Gene Ontology annotation, cellular component: ribose phosphate diphosphokinase complex; cytoplasm. NCBI's taxonomy places the organism in Eukaryota, Viridiplantae, Streptophyta, Magnoliopsida, Solanales, Solanaceae. Gene Ontology annotation, molecular function: magnesium ion binding; ribose phosphate diphosphokinase activity.
CCAGCCAAACCUAGGAGACAAAAUCAUCUGACAACAAAAGCAAGCAGGCAAAAACACCUCUUUCUUCCUCUCUGAUUUUGAUGGCUUCUUUGACUUUGCCAUCGUCUUAUUCAACUUCCCUCUCUUCUUCUUCCUCUACUUGUCUCUUCUCUUCUUCUUGCUCCUCUCUCAGACACACAGCCUUCGUUCCCAAACGAACCCGCCUUCCCAGCUACGUAGUAAAUUGUGAAAUCAAUAAACCAGUGGAUGAGAAGCCUAUUAUUCCAAUCAUUAAUGACGAGACACUUCCAGCAUUCUUGCAAGCCAAACGCUUACAAAAUGCAGUUAGAAGUAACAACACCAAGCUGAAGAUAUUUUCCGGAACUGCAAAUCCUUCACUUUCUCAGGAAACUGCUUGGAACAUGGGGCUUGAACUGGGAAAGAUCAACAUCAAGCGCUUUGCUGAUGGUGAAAUUUAUGUCCAGUUGCAGGAGAGUGUUCGAGGCUGUGAUGUUUUCUUGAUUCAGCCGACUUGCCCUCCAGCCAAUGAAAACCUCAUGGAGCUUUUGGUGAUGGUAGAUGCAUGCCGAAGGGCUUCAGCCAAAAGAAUUACCGCGGUGAUUCCAUAUUUUGGAUAUGCCAGAGCCGAUAGGAAGACACAAGGUCGUCAAUCCAUUGCUGCCAAAUUGGUCGCAAAUAUGAUAACGAAAGCAGGUGCAGAUCGUGUUCUUGCUUGUGAUCUUCACUCUGGGCAAUCCAUGGGCUAUUUUGACAUUCCAGUGGAUCAUGUGUACUGUCAGCCUGUUAUACUUGAUUACCUCGCUAGCAAGAAGAUUUCUUCCAAUGAUCUGGUGGUGGUCUCUCCUGAUGUUGGAGGAGUUGCUAGAGCACGUGCUUUUGCAAAAAAGUUAUCAGAUGCACCUUUAGCCAUUGUCGACAAAAGACGCCAGGGCCACAAUCUUGCUGAGGUUAUGAACCUGAUUGGUGAUGUUAAAGGAAAAGUUGCAGUCAUGUUGGAUGACAUGAUUGACACAGCAGGGACUAUUGCCAAAGGUGCAGCACUUCUGCACGAUGUGGGAGCAAGGGAAGUUUAUGCAUGCUGUUCACAUGCUGUUUUUAGCCCCCCAGCUGUUGAAAGGUUGUCAAGUGGUCUAUUUCAAGAGGUUAUCACUACAGACACAAUUCCAGUGAUGGACAAAAACUAUUUCCCACAGCUGACUGUUCUUUCAGUUGCAAACCUUCUUGGUGAAACAAUUUGGCGCGUGCAUGAUGAUUCUUCUGUGAGUAGCAUUUUCCAGUAGGUAGGAAUACAACCCCUCAUUUACGCCUUCUGAUUGACUAACUCGCUUGUUUAGCUUCUUCAUGCAACUUUUUUCUUCAGAAUUUUUCUCCCUUAUUUCACUGGAUCCUCCACUGGCAUGAAAUUCCUUUUACUUUCUCUACCUUUGGCUUUGUAGCUGCCAGCAGAGUGAACAAUAUCAUCUAUAGUGUUUUCACACUUGUUUUUCUUUGUAGCCAAACCUAUAGAAACCAUUACAUUUUCAAAAUAUUUUAGUAGGAUCAAGGAAACUAAAAGGGGCCAGCACCCAGCACUACAGAAUUGAAUGAACAGGAGUCUCACCACAUAUAUAUUUAUGUGAGACUUGGAAGAAUAAAUUCUUUAGACUGGUUAGUGGUUAGGUGGUUUGGACAUGUGAGCAGGAGCACAGACACCCCGGUGAGGAGGUGUGAGAGGUUGACAUUGGAGGGCCUACGGAGAGAUAGAGGUAGGCCGAAGAAGUCGGGAGAGGUAAUCAGGCAAGACAUGGCGCAACUUCAGUUGAUCGAGGACAUGACCCUUGAUAGGAAGGUGUGGAGAUUGAUGAUUAGGGUAGUAGGGUAGGUGGUCUAGAUUGUUCAUACCGGUAGUAUUAGUAUGCACUCUCGCAUUCUGUUGGUAGUAGGUUUCUAUGACUACCUAUCGUUUUCUUUCAUUUUGAUCAUCUUAUUAUCGUGUUGUUUUUAUGCUGCUUUUACAUGGCUUUUUGGUGUUGUCCCUC